AUGGCUGCCUCUGUCCAACCCCAGCCCUACAUCCCCGCCUUCGACAAGGCCACUUCCGAGGCCGCUCGCCAAGGUGCAGCUUCCUACCUGCAGUCCCGCCUGGCCGCAGGGAAGGCAGAUGCAGCCAAAGCCUCGCCUUUCACUGUCCCGACAAUCGAUCUGAGCCAAUCCUUCUCCGGCGACCUGGCCGCCCGCCUCGCUGUCGCAGACCAGAUCCGAACCGCGUGUACCGGCUCGGGAUUCUUCACCAUCACCGGCCAUGGCGUGCCCGAGGACGUGUGCGCCGGCAUCCUUGACCAGGCCCGCCGCUUCUUCCAUGAGCUAAGCCCGGAGCAGAAAGACGCCAUUCACAUGCGUCAGAGCACCCUGCACCGUGGCUACGAGCCGCCAGCGUACACGACCUUUGUCGAGGGCAACGGCUCCGAGAGCAAGGAGGGCUUCAAUUGGGGCUACGAGGAGAAGCUCGACGCCACCGGCGGCGACGGCAAGUACGUCGAGCUGGACGGCAGGAAACUCGGCCCCGGCGAAACGGCGAACCUCUGGCCCAAGGAGGAGGACUUGCCCGGCUUUUUCGACGGCGUGAAGACUUACUACAGCCGGGUGCUGGGGCUGGCGAGGCAUCUCUUCAGGCUCUUUGCGUUGAGUUUGGGCUUGGAGGAGACCUACUUCGAUGCCAUGACCACCCACCCCGGUGGCAUUGCCCGGCUGAUGUACUACCCCGCCAAGGAGAAGGACGUCGAGAUUAAGGAAGGGGAUGACAAGAUUGGCCUGGGCGCCCACUCGGAUUACGAGUGUUUCACCCUUUUGCUGCCGAGCAGCACGCCUGGCUUGGAGAUUUUGAGCCCGGAGGGUAAAUGGGUGCCUGUGGGCAAGGUUGAGGGUGGUUUGAUUGUGAACGUGGGCGAUUUCCUGAUGAGGUGGACGAAUGAUAUGUACAAGAGCACUGUGCAUAGGGUCGUGAACAGGACAAAGGAGGCGAGAUACAGUGUCCCGUUCUUCUUCAGCAUCAACUACGACCAGAAGGUCAAGACAUUGCCAAACUGCGUCUCGGAAGACACCCCUUCCAAGUACCCGCCAAUCAGGGCUGGUGAGUAUAUUCUGGAGCGUGCCAACGCUAUCACUAAGGAUGGUGCUGGAUCGUAUGGAAACGGCGACGUUUUCUAG
Molecule: messenger RNA, 1164 nt
Organism: Diplodia corticola
Lineage: Eukaryota; Fungi; Ascomycota; Dothideomycetes; Botryosphaeriales; Botryosphaeriaceae
Product: clavaminate synthase-like protein
Exons: 2
Coding region: 1-1164 (387 amino acids)
Molecular function (GO): dioxygenase activity
Source: RefSeq, a predicted model, not a curated record